Molecule: messenger RNA, 1386 nt
Organism: Adineta steineri
Lineage: Eukaryota; Metazoa; Rotifera; Eurotatoria; Adinetida; Adinetidae
Source: the annotation of a GenBank genome assembly
AUGUUUAUAAAAACCUUUUCGUUAUCAUGUCGUUUUAUUCGUCAUACACAUUUUAUAAAACGAUCUAUCGUUACGACGAUAGCAACUUCUACUGAAGAAUCGUCUAAAACAAAAAAACCGAUUGAGAAACGGAAUGAUUUAUUAGCAAAACGUUAUAUUGGUUUAGAAAAAAAUAUAUGGGUUGAAUUCGUUGCAUUAUUUGCCGAACACAAAGCUAUAAAUGUAGGUCAAGGUUUUAUUGACUAUGCACCACCGAAUUUUCUUAUCAAUUUUUAUAAAGAAGCACUUGAUGAUAAUAAUAUACUUUUACAUCAGUACACACGUGGAUUUGGUCAUCGACGAUUAGUUGAAGCUAUUUCAAAUGUUUAUUCAUCAUAUUUCAAUCGAAAAAUUGAUCCAUUGAAUCAAAUUCUAAUUACUGGUGGUGCUUGUCCAUCACUUUUUAAUUCUUUUCAUGGUUUUCUCAAUCCUGGCGAUGAAGCUAUUUUAAUUGAACCAUUUUUUGAUUGUUAUGAACCAAUGGUUCGAUCAGCUGGCGGUAUUCCGCGAUGUAUAGCACUUAAACCAAAAUCAGAGUCAACUAAAGCUGAUAUUUCAUCAAGUGCUGAUUGGAUUCUUGAUAAAAAUGAAUUAGAAUCAAUGUUUAAUUCACGUACUCGUUUGAUCAUUAUCAAUACACCACAUAAUCCUAUUGGUAAAGUUUUUACACAUGAAGAACUUGAACAUAUUGCAAGUUUAUGUCAAAAACAUGAUGUUAUUUGUAUAUCUGAUGAAGUCUAUGAAUGGAUUACAUAUGAUGAAAACAAAAAACAUAUACGUAUGGCAACAUUACCUAAUAUGUGGGAACGAACAUUAACAAUAGGAAGUGCAGGAAAAACAUUUUCAUCAACUGGUUUGAAACUAGGUUGGACCAUUGGACCAGAACAUCUUCUUCGAUCAUGUCAAAUUGUUCACCAAGAUUGUGUAUAUACAUGUCCAACAUUGUCACAAGAAGUUAUUGCACGUUGUUUUGAAUAUGAAUUAGAACGUUUAAAUUCACCUGAAUGUUAUUUCAAUUCAAUAUCAUCAGAAUUUCUUGAAAAACGUAAUAAACUUGUUGAAGUUUUAAAAGAAUGUGGAAUGAAACCAGUGGUACCUGAUGGAGGAUAUUUUAUUCUCGCUGAUUUUAGUCAAAUUGCUGGCAAUAAAUUUCAAUCAGAUACUCACGAUAUGAAAGAUUUUAAAUUUGUUCGAUAUUUAGCAAAAGAAAAACAAAUUGGAAUUAUGCCUGUCACUGGUUUUUAUACAUCUGAACAUCGUCAUUUAGCUGACAAUUAUAUUCGAUUUUGUUUUGCUAAAAAAGAUGAAACACUCGAUAAAGCAAUCGAAAUUCUUCGACAACUUUAA